GACGACAGGCAAAACUUGACGACGGCAACGCAGAGGCAAAGGAAGGACCAAGCUGCUGUGGUGAUGUUAGUUGUUAGAGAAGAUCAAGAAAAUUAAAAAUAGACAAAAAUGUAUAAGCUCGACCUACCCGUAGACUACAAGGAGGCGGCGGCUAUCGAACGUCGUCGCCAGAUGGAAGAGGAGAGGAAAAGUAGGAUAUUUAACGCCAAAACAAGGAUUAUUGGGGUCGACAGACAGGCAAUAGACCAGCAGAUGUUUGACAAAAAGCAGCAAGAGGAGUUUGAGCAAAAACGCCAUGAAGCUUUUGCUGCCGACGCUGUCCGCAAUGACCUCAUCGCACAGAUGCUGGAGCGGCGCCAGGCGGAGGACAUCCGGGCCUUGAACCGUGCUGAGAACGAGUUCCGCGCCCUCCACCAGCAGCCGUCCUGUCGGCGGGAGUGGGACUUGUAUGACCCGGAUGCGCUGAAGAAGGACAAACCAGCGCGAGUGCAUGACGAUGACCCUCGGUGUGGUACUUCCUCUCUGCAGAAGUUCGACGGCGAAGAUCUCAACAACAAGGCCCGUACGAAGUACCAGCAGGAGCAGGCGCGACAGUGGCUGAUGGAGCAGAUGAUCGAGAAGGAGCAGGCAAAGCAGAACCAGAACAAGGCCAACCGCCUGUACGAGCUCAAGAUGCGCGAGCUGGAUGAGCGAGCAUGUCAGCUGGCUAAGGCCGAGGAGGAGUGUCGCCGCGCCAUCGAGGCAGCCCGCAAGGAUUUCAACGCAGCGCAGGACCGAGAGCGGAAGGAGAAAGAGCGGUUAAAGAAGCAGCAGGAGCUGGACGACAACAUGACAGAAAUCGCCAACCACAUCUACGGCGACAUCCUGACGGAGAACCCAUCGGUGGCCCACAGCGCGUGGGGACCCCAUCGCGUCAUCCCCGACCGGUGGAAGGGCAUGACCCCAAGUCAGCUGGAGGACAUCCGCAAAGCACAGGAGCGCCAGCGCCUUGAAAACGAGCGCCUUCGCCAGGAGGAGGAUCUCCGCAACAAGGAGUGGGACCGUCAGAGGGUGGCCAACGCCCGGGCAGCGCUGCUGCUGGAACGAGCGACAGAACGCAAACGACGGGAACUGGAGAAGCAGCAAGCAGACGAGAACCGCCGCCUGUCGCACGAGCAGCACGCGCACCAGGAAUUCUUGGAUAAAGAGGUGUACACCAACCCUCCCACCGCUGCCUACUUCAUGCAGUUCAACACCACCACGCGAUAAGGAGCGUCGUCCGCACGAGGCUGUCACUUGCUUAGACGCGAGAGUUCUUUCCACAACGCGCCACCUCCCAUUAAUGAAUUUUUAUUUAUUUAUUUUUAAUCCUUUCCAUUCGUCCAAGCAGAGAAGAAAAAAAUAGUCUUGAUGAUUCUGUCGCAGAAGCAGGAAGGAAGAUCCGGUUUUUUUUUAAGGCGAUGAGACAGAAGGUCGACGAAAAUUUUUGUGUCAUCAAACUUUGAUCAUCUUGUGAUGAGCCCUGGCGCUCUUUUUGCGACCAAUCUGGGGAACAAUACAGAACAGCUAUAACCAAUGUUAGGGGAAAAAAACAACAUUUUUGAGCGUUUGACGUGACGUGAAUAAGCGUUUCUUUCUUAGGAUGCUGUUGAUGUCAGGUGACACAGCACAAUGGGUUGCUAAGACCGACGACACGCGAAGCCCGGAGUAUUAACGCCCUUUCUUGUCUUGUAUGAGCGCCAGCAGUCGUCGUAAUGUGGAACUUCUCACCGCCUUGUCUGGUGAAGAACUGCCUUCAGAACAACGCCCCACCCAAGUUCAUUAGCCUACCUGCAGCGAAUACGCGAGAGCUCCCUUUGCCGCAACAGACUACUGUAUAAAAUUUUAUAAUUGUAACCCACCCAAAUGCCGUAUUAAUUAUAUAAAGCAGGAAUUAAAGGAUAAAAGAGCGAUAUUAUGAAAUACGAAAAAAAAAAUAUUAUUUACAACUGCGUGUUAUUUUUUCUGAAAUGGCGUCUUCAUCAUUUAUUCUUUCCUUUAGGCUCGGUAAAGACCGAUUCAUUGAAAAACCAACUCAAAUCCUUUUAGUGUAAGAGUUUUAAAGAAUGAAGGAUAAUGAAACUGAUGUGAAGAAAAUGGGGGAGGCACUUUUUACAACUGGGGGAAAAAAAUCGUGAAUAUUCGUUACUUGUACUUUCUGAGACUGCAAUAAAAAAAAAUUUCUUUUUCAAACGUACUGUGGUUACUGUAUAUUUUUACUCCCAAGCGUUUUCCUUAUUCUGACACUUUUCAGGUGUCGAAUGUGAAAGGUAUGCGAACAAACUCACAUUAAAUCUCUAAGUGAGGAAAUGUUGAUAAGGAGAGAAAUAUAUACAUAAUACAUGUUUAGUCUUGCUAAUUGUAUAUUAAUCAAUAAAUAUUGAUUUUAUGCAA
Messenger RNA from Pomacea canaliculata, 2412 nucleotides. RefSeq names its product RIB43A-like with coiled-coils protein 2. The record is from RefSeq and is a predicted model, not a curated record. The coding region runs from base 109 to 1248 and encodes 379 amino acids. The transcript has 6 exons. Lineage: Eukaryota; Metazoa; Mollusca; Gastropoda; Architaenioglossa; Ampullariidae.